UGUGAUGAAAAACUUAAACACCUAAAAUAAAAAUAACAUAAAAUAAGUCAGUGUUUUGUUAUGAUAAUUAGAUUGCUAAAACGAGGCUGCAGGUACUCGGUGAGCUAAUGGCGGUGUUCCUGGUAAAUAACUGUGCAUUUCCAGGUUGUGGAUUGACAUUUACAUGCCUUGCAGACCUAAUCCAACAUAUCGAGGACAUACACAUAGAUACAGACCCUCGUGCAUUAGAGAAACAGGAACUCCAACAGCCAUCAGCUCUCGCCCUUAGUUACGUCUUGAGGUUUUUCACAGAGGCAGCCAAGAAGGAGAAUGCUGACCCGUUCAGAAAGAGAGUCCGUCCCCAGUCACCAGCCAUGUCCCUCCCCAGCAGCACUCCAACCGGGAGUGAGAUAGAUGAGGAGGAGGUGAGGAGUGAUGACGAGGAGGACAGCAACGACUCAUGGACCACACAGGAGGAGUUCUCCUCAGACACAAUACUCAGUAUGAUGGGCAGUAAAGACCAGGAGGGAGACAAGCCGUUCGCCUGCCCCGUGCCAGGCUGUAAGAAGCGCUACAAGAACAUCAAUGGGAUCAAGUAUCACGCAAGACACGGACACAAGAGGGAGGCUAAGAUAGUUGUGAAAAAGUCUUACAAAUGUUUUUGCGGGAAGAGUUACAAGACAGUCCAAGGCCUUCGUAACCAUAGUACUCAGCAGCACCAGACAGUUGACAUGGGAACCACACAGACAGCUACCAUUGCCCAAUCUCUGAGCCUCAAGACGCAAUACACACCCACAAGUGUUCUCAAAACAAUCGCCAACAACACCACCAUUGACGCCCUCCUUCUGUCCACAUCCUCACAGUCAGCAGUCAAACUUCCACAAAAUGUCCUCCAAUCUGCAGUGUCUACAGCUCAGACAGUUCGCAGUCCCUUGACAUCUGUCGCCAUGACGAUUGUACAAGCAGCCAAUGAAAAUACUCCAACAUUGUCUUCAGUGACCCCUAUGCAACUUGUCAGCCAGUCAUCCCCAGCAUUAUCUGUUGCCAUAGCAACCCCAUCAGCUACUGCUAAAGUUGAAUAACCAAAGAGUAGAAGACUUUGACACAUUCAUGUCUCACAUGUUGGCCAAAAUAUUCUCAUCACUGUGUUAAUUAGUAAGCUAAAAUACCGGUAGAUCCUUGUCUCUUUGCCAGACCAUUUUUGCUGGUAUGGUGUUUUUUUAUCAGUUAUCCCUGGCCAAAUACAGCAGGAACUUAUUUCUAAUCAUGCUAAUAGGUCAGGGCUAACGAGCAUUUUCAAAGAAAAAAAUGUUAUUAACCUCAACGGGCUUGAAAUUACAAGUGCGGGCAUGUCCAUGGAAUAUAUACACAGAAAAUAGCAUGCUUGAAAAUUGCCUCAUGGGCAUGGUCAUUUUCAUCAAAAGUACUUACGUUAAUUUUAUUUUUUGUUUUGACUAAAAUGUACUAUGAAAUGAAAAUUUUUCUCUCGUUAGUUGCAUGUUCCAUUACCACUUAACGACUUCCUGUUGUAAAAUGAAUCAGCAUUAUUUGGUGAUUUCCGUUGACUGUAUCUUACAGACAAGAUGGUCAAGAUUGCACGAAAUACAUUUGAAUGUACUUGCUUCUUUCCAUAAUUUGAAGGAGUAUCACAAAUAUUACGUAGGUCUUGCGUUUCAAAUAGAAGUGGUUAUUCAUGUUGACUGUUGUGAUAGUCAUAGCAGACUAUUGCUAUUUGUUAUAAUAAUUGGGUAGUAUAGACACACCACCUAAAUUGAAAAUGGCAAGCCUGUAAAACAAGUCCCUUGGGCACACCCUUUUUUUCUAAUUUCGAGCCCUGCCUCGGGACACAGAAUGUCUUUGAAAGUGGUGUUGACAUCUUCUGGCUGUUUGUUUAUAUUCCAUACAAACUUGAAAUUAAGCAGCAUAUUUGGUUCUUUGAAGAAGUUUGUGAAUAUUUCUUGAUAAAGCAAGGACAAAUUUAACCUGGAUAAAAAACUGUGUCUGGAAUAUGUUUUCACCAUGCUGUGUCUCAUGUAUUUGAUUAUUGAAGACUUUAUGCGGGCUCGAUGGGUUAGAGUAAGCCUGCUACAGACAUGUUCGAUCUAAUGGUUAUAUAUUGUUAUCAGGGUUAGAGUGUGUUGUGGUCCUUACUUACCAAUAAUGUCCUGCAUCUCUUGAUAUAACGGGGCCACGGGUGGCCCAGUCGUCUAAGGCGCCGCGAUUCGCUGUGCAGAGUUGCGUUCCUUAGGCACGCCAGAAACCUAUAAUUGUGGGUUCGAAUCCCGGUUCGCCCCGAUUAUGUUUCUAGGUUUGUCAGCACCAUACCCAAGCCCGACCCCCUCACUCAGCCGAGGCUGUCAGCCAGGCAGAUGGAGAAGCAGACUGUGUAUGGAACAAUAUAUGGAAGCUUGUAUUUGCAGACUGAGAAAGAAAUGCUGAGUUGUUUGGUUCAGUGAAUAUGGAUUUAUUGGAUCAGCAAUGUUUUCUUGUUUUUGGUGCAUUGUAUUUGCUCAUUUGAAGAUUGCAUGACACAUUUGAAUAGAAAAUCAAAAAUACAUUAUCACCUUUGAUUGUCCAGUGCAAGACAUCUCCAUUCUAUUAUGAUAAAUACUUUGAAGCUUUGUUUCGGAAGUGGCGUUACCACCGCCAUUCCUCUGAUCUCUAGUUUAGCAGUUUUUCUCUUGCUCAUGAGAGCAAUUUGAUUGAAUGGUUAUUAUUAGCAUUGUUUUCGAUUCUGGUCAAGAUGAAGCAAGAGUAGAGACGAAAAUGGGUCCAGGGUAUUUAUGAAAAUAGAAUUCAGAUAUUAAACACUGGAUAAUUCAUAUUAUCACUGACCAAACUUUAACAAUGUUUAAAAUCCAUAUCAUCAUGUGUCAGUUUAUUUUCCAUAAUGUUUUAAUAUAUUUUGUGUUUGUGAAAAUCAAGAAUCUCAUAGCAUGCUGUGUCCAUGUGUUACUUUGAAAUCCAUCAUUUGUUCGUUACGAUAUUCACGUUAUUUUUGUUGCUACUUGUGAUAUUGAAAGCUCAAUGUAUAUUUAGACAGCAACAAUUCAGUUGUUAAUGUAUGUCAUUUACAAUUAAUCAAACUGUGUUUGUUACCAUCAGAAAGUGUUGGUUCUGGAGUCAAGAGCAGCCAGGACUACCAAGCAUGAAGUGAAGGUAGCGGUACGAGUGGAUACACCUGAGGUGUAUGUGUGCGUCCCGCCGAUCCCGAUAUCUGUACCCCACCAUGACCUUGACCUUUAUUGUUACUGAUUUAAGAGCAGCAGAAAGUAGAAUCACUCUUUGCCAGUGUGAUGGCUGCUGAAAGACUACAGAUCUCUUCACUGGGAUAUAUUUGGGUCAUCACAUCACCUGUUUACACAUGGUGCUC
Haliotis rufescens (red abalone) is the source of this 3352-nucleotide messenger RNA. Its product is annotated as juxtaposed with another zinc finger protein 1-like. The record is from RefSeq and is a predicted model, not a curated record. Lineage: Eukaryota; Metazoa; Mollusca; Gastropoda; Lepetellida; Haliotidae. The transcript is spliced from 6 exons. The coding region runs from base 108 to 1061 and encodes 317 amino acids. Gene Ontology annotation, cellular component: nucleus.